Molecule: messenger RNA, 11650 nt
Organism: Octodon degus (degu)
Lineage: Eukaryota; Metazoa; Chordata; Mammalia; Rodentia; Octodontidae
Gene: Pdzd2
Product: PDZ domain containing 2
Exons: 27
Coding region: 800-9148 (2782 amino acids)
Molecular function (GO): protein binding
Source: RefSeq, a predicted model, not a curated record
GAGCCGACUCCCAGUGCCGACGCGUGCUAGCCUCGGCCAGGGAACGCGGGAGGGAGGCUGCCGCGGACGCCACCAGAGCAGCGGGCAGAGCCGAGAGGGCUGGGAUCGCGCCUCCGGCGGCUGCGGGUGAACCACGACGCCGCAGCUCCUGGCAGGCGCCGAGGCAGCCGCUGCGCGGGGACCGCCGGGCGGCGCCUGGGUCUGCGCGCGGAGAGCAGCGGGAGCCUCCGCCGAGCAGCGAGCAGCUAGCAGCAGCCCAGUGCAGGAGCGCUCCAUCAGGUGCUGGCUCUCCUCUGCACGGUGAUUCAGAGAAGAGGCUUUUUCCAUCCUGCAGUGGCCUGAGCUCUUAGGGAUGCAGAAUCCAUGAGGAUGAUGAGCAGAUGUUUUGCUAAUAAUGAGAAGAUGUGCAGGCGCCAAUACACAGGAAGAGUUUCCAGCUCAUAAGGUGUGAAUGAGCCCAAGGGAGGCCAAGCUGUCACUGCCAGAAGAAUCCCCAAUUUCCAUGUCAUUUGCAGGAUCUUGCUGUGAAAUGAACCAAGCUGGGACUUGUCGGCUGCUUCCUGGCAUCUCUUGUUGAGUAUUCUGAGCCAUUGUCUCACUGUUGUUCUAAUUGUGUCCUCGUCUUGCCAAGACAAACAGCCCCCGACUCAAGCAGGCAUUCCUAGGCUCAUCCACCAGCCUGAACAUGACCACAGGCAGAGCUGAUGACAGCCAGGGUUCCCAAAGGACACAGGGCCCUGCAGGGUCUGGCCCCCAGGAGCAGGACCUCUCAUGAUGCUGGUGUCCUGGAGUGAGCACCAUGCCCAUCACCCAGGACAAUGCCAGGCUGCACCUGCCCCUCCUCUGCCAGUGGCUGCAGAACAGCCUGCGGGAGGGUGGGGACGGGCCGGAGCAGCGGCUGUGCCAGGCGGCCAUCCGGAAGCUGCAGGAGUACAUCCAGCUCAACUUGGCUGUGGAUGAGAACCCGGUUGCUCCUGACCACAGCCCCCCAGAAAUGGAGAUCUGUACUGUGUACCUCACCAAGCAGCUGGGGGACACAGAGACCGUGGGCCUCAGCUUCGGAAACAUCCCUGUUUUUGGGGACUAUGGUGAAAAACGCAGAGGGGGCAAGAAAAGGAAAACCCAUCAGGGUCCUGUGCUCGAUGUGGGCUGCAUCUGGGUAACAGAGCUGAGGAAGAACAGCCCGGCGGGGAAGAGUGGGAAGGUCCGGCUGCGGGACGAGAUCCUCUCCUUGAAUGGGCAGCUGAUGGUCGGAGUUGACGUCACUGGGGCUAGUUACCUGGCUGAGCAGUGCUGGAAUGGCGGCUUCAUCUACCUGAUCAUGCUGCGGCGCUUCAAGCACAAAGCCCACUCAACUUACAAUGGCAAUGGUAGCAACAGCUCGGAACCAGGAGGGACGCCUACCUUGGAGCUGGGUGACCAAACUUCAAAGAAGGGGAAGAGGACAAGAAAGUUUGGAGUCAUUUCCAGACCUCCCACCAACAAGACCCCUGAGGAGCGUAAGAACAGCUCAGGUUGUGAGCCUGCCCACAGCGCCAGUGCCGAGCUGGAGAAUGGCAGUGCAGACCCUGAGCUUGGAAACACACUUGGCUCUGAGCUGGAGAACGGCUCACCUUCUCUCAAGGAUGGGGCUGGACCCAACCUGGAGAGGUCAGAAGAGGACAAAAGGGCAGAGCCCACAAUUCCAAAGACAGAGGCUCCUCUGACCACGGGCAGUGAUAAGUGCCGUCUCUCCAAAGCUGGGAAGACAGACUCCCAGUCCAGUGACUGCCUGCCUCGGGAGGAAGUCGGUCGGAUAUGGAAGAUGGAGCUGCUCAAAGAAUCAGAUGGGCUGGGAAUUCAGGUUAGUGGAGGCCGAGGAUCAAAGCGCUCACCUCACGCUAUCGUUGUCACGCAAGUGAAGGAAGGAGGUGCCGCUCACAGGGAUGGCAGACUGUCCUUGGGAGAUGAACUGCUGGUGAUCAAUGGUCACUUACUGAUCGGGCUGUCCCACGAGGAAGCCGUAGCCAUUCUUCGCUCUGCCACAGGAAUGGUGCAGCUGGUGGUAGCCAGCAAGGAAACCUCUGCAGAAGACCUCCUCAGGCUGACUUGUAAGAGCUUGCCAGAUCUGACCAGCUCAGUAGAGGAUGUGUCCUCUUGGACUGACAACGAAGACCAGGAGCCAGAUGGGGAAGACGAGGAAGGGACCAGCUCGUCUUCCAGCCAGAGAGUGAUGCCUGGGACCGAUGAGCCCCAAGAUGUGUGUGGCCCUGAGGAAUCCAAGGGGAGCCUGCAGAGUCCCAAACAGGGCAGCAGUAAGCUGAAGCUCAAGAGUCGGCUUUCAGGGGGCGUCCACCGCCUGGAGUCUGUUGAAGAAUAUAAUGAGCUGAUGGUGCGCAAUGGGGACCCUCGAGCCAGGAUGCUGGAGGUUUCCCGAGAUGGCCGGAAGCACUCCCUUCCUCAACUUCUGGACUCUUCUGGGACAGGACAGGAAUACCACAUCGUGAAGAAGUCCACCCGCUCCCUGAGCACGACUCAUGUGGAAUCUCCUUGGAGACUCAUCCGGCCAUCUGUUAUCUCCAUCAUUGGGUUGUACAAAGAAAAAGGCAAGGGUCUUGGCUUUAGCAUUGCUGGAGGUCGAGACUGCAUUCGAGGCCAGAUGGGGAUUUUUGUGAAGACUAUUUUCCCAAAUGGGUCAGCCGCAGAGGACGGAAGACUUAAAGAAGGGGAUGAAAUCCUAGAUGUAAAUGGAAUACCCAUAAAAGGCUUGACGUUUCAAGAAGCCAUUCAUACCUUCAAGCAAAUCCGGAGUGGGCUGUUUGUGCUCACAGUUCGCACCAAGCUACUGAGCCCCAGCCUCACGCCCUGCUCGACCCCCACACACAUGAGCAGAUCAAGCUCUCCAAACUUCAACACCAGUGGGGGGACCUCAUGCGACGAAAGCAGCUCUUCCUCUGUGGGACGGAAGGCCCCGGGACCCAAGGACAGAAUCGUCAUGGAGGUCACGCUCAACAAAGAGCCAAGGGUUGGACUGGGCAUUGGUGCCUGCUGCCUGGCUUUGGAGAACAGUCCUCCUGGCAUCUACAUCCACAGCCUCGCGCCUGGGUCAGUGGCCAAGAUGGAGAGCAACCUGAGCCGCGGAGACCAAAUCCUAGAAGUGAACUCCAUCAACGUCCGCCAUGCGGCGCUAAGCAAAGUACACUCCAUGCUGAGCAAAUGCCCUCCGGGACCCGUUCGCCUGGUCAUCGGCCGCCACCCCAACCCCAAGGUUUCCGAGCAGGAAAUGGAUGAAGUGAUCGCGCGCAGCACUUACCAGGAGAGCAAAGAGGCCAGUUCCUCUCCUGGCUUAGGUACCCCGCUGAAGAGUCCCUCUCUUGCCAAAAAGGAAUCCCUUAUGUCUGACCCUGAAUUCUCCCAGUACUUCGCCCACGAUGCCCAGGGCUCCCUGCCAGACUUCAUGGCACCUGCCUCUGAGGAUGAGGAUCACCCGGGAAGCGGCUGUGGCACAUCCGAGGACGGCAGCCCAACCCCCAGCGCCUCCACUCACAGGGAUCCGGGAAAACCCCGGGCCAACAGCCUCGUGGCUCUUGGAAGCCAGCGGACCUCUGGCCUCUUCCACAAGCAGGUGACAGUUACCAGACAAGCCAGUCUCCCCGGAAGCCCGCAGGCCCUCAGGAACCCUCUCCUCCGCCAGAGGAAGGUAGGCUGCUAUGAUGCCAACGAUGCCAGUGACGAGGAAGAGUUUGAUGGACGGGACAGCAUUUCACUCCCAGGAGCCCUCCCAGGUCCCAGCGGGGCCCUGACGGAGGAUGGCACCAGGCGUGUCUCCAUGACCUCUCCCAAAGCUGUGGACAUCAACAUCCAAGAGGAGCCGCCCCAGAAAACACUGGUUAGCAAGGCCUCCUCAGUGCCGCUCCUGGGCAGCUCACUGGACUUAGAGGAGAAUGUACCAGAGGGUGUGGCACCUGCUCCUUCCCAGGCAGCCGGCCGAGCCCCCAAGCGAGGCCCUGGAGGCUCAGGAAGAAAGGAACUGUCAGGAUCUCGGAGUUCACCCAAAUUGGAAUACAAGGUUCCUGCAGACACCCAAGGUGUGAUGAGCACAGAGAACCCCAUUUCUCCCAGAAAGAACAGUGAAGACCUGGGGUCCAGGCACAAACCAGUGACCAAGGUCAGCCCCCAAUGCAAGAGACCUACAGCUGAGGCAGCAGCCCUGACCGGCAAGGCCAGUGGGCCAUGUGAUCAGGACGCGAAGGUCCAAACUACUCCCGUCAGCGGGAUCAUCACUGGCCUGCAGCCAGGGAGAACCGUGGAGAAGGAACCUCUGGGAAAGCUGGCCCCUGGGGACGGACGUGUCCCCACUGACUGCGGGACACCCAGAGCUCUGUCCCACAUGGACACUGGACGCCUCACAGAGAACCUGCCCGAAGCUGCAGCAGAGCAGGGACCACACCCCGAGACUGGACCACACAGCUCCCCGGCUCUCCUCCCUUCCCCAGGAAAGAAGGAAGCCACUUCUCUUCACCCCAGCAAGGUCUCCACAGACACAGGAAGUCCCAGCCAGCCUGCCUCAUGCAGGGCCUGCGAGCCCGAAUCCCAGGGUGGCUCUGCAGUGAGGCUGCCCGGCGAGUGCCACACAUCCCCAGUGGGGACAGCAGUGGCUCCUCCUGACCUCAGCGAGACCGAGGCUGCACCAGGAGCCUGUGCACCCCAUGACAUCGUGAAAGUGGCUGUCCCCAGCAGUGCGGGGCCAGGGGCUGAGGAAGCCGCUCCAGCGAGCACGGUCCUCCCACAAGACCCGCGCACCUCCCAGGAGGGGAGUCAAGGAGCUCCAAGUGACCAUGGGAAGGCCCCUGCAGUGACUAGAGUUGGCACAUCUCACAGCUCCCAACAGGCUGCUCUGCUCCAGGGCCCAGAUUUUCUGUCUGCAAACCCCUUCCUACCAGCAUCCACAGACAGGAUCAAAGCCACAUGUGACAGUAUCUCGGGGCACUGCUGUCCAUCUGGGAGCAGAGGGAGCCCCGUGACGGACAUCGACAGCUUCAUCAAGGAAUCAGAGGCUUCUACAGCCAGGCUCCAGCCUUCUCAGAAGGGAAACAGUGGGUGUCAUGAGGAAAGCGCCCACCUUGCCCAGCCGGGCACAGGCGACCGGUCACCAUCCCCAAAGAAGGCCUGGGCUGCUGGUCCUCCUGUGGUCCCACAGUGGGCCUCCCAGCCUUCAGUUUUGGAUUCCAUUCAUCCUGAUAAACAUUUUACUGUGAACAAAAACUUUCUGAGCAGCUAUUCUAGAAACUUUAGCAGUUUUCAUGAUGACAGUCUCUCCCCAUCAGGCCUGGGCGACAGCACAGAACCAUCUCUCUCAUCCAUGUAUGGCAAUGCCGAGGACUCAUCUUCUGACCCAGAGUCACUCACUGAAGCUGCACACAUGUCUACCAGAGCCAGCUGGUCACCUCCUCAUCCUCAGGGGUCUUCUCACAAGGAGGACACCACAGAAUCUGAGGAAGAGCCCGUUGAAAUUUGUUCCACAAAUGGUUGCCCCAGCUCACCUUCAGCAAACACCCAUCUUCCUACUCAGGCUAUGCCCUGCCCUGCUUCAGCCAAAGUUCUGCCGCUCCAGCACAGUGCCAGGAGUGAGUCCAUGGAAAGCCCCUGUGGGAAAGCCUCCUUCCUGCCAAGAGCCUCAUGCACUCUGGUCCCAAACUCUCCCCAGCCAUCCUCACUCCUGGAGAUGAGCUCUCAGGAGCAGAAAAUGCCUGCGGACACAGGCAGUGUGCAGAACCACAGGUCCUCAUGUGUAGAAGGAACUGUGGGAGUCCCCAGCGCUAAUUCAGCCAUGGAUAGUGGCCAGCCUUCUGUGGCCACGAGGCACUGUCACAACACACCAGUCACACUCAGCUUCCCCAACAUGAUACAUGGUUUGGAACUUAACCUGCUGGAUGACAGAACCCCAAAUAAACAAGAAACAAAUGCUACUGCAAUGGGAAAAAUGUACUCCUCUAGUGCAACUGUCCCUAAGAAUGGAGAGCCAGUUUUGGCAAAUCUACAUGUCUCUGAAAGUGAAGAUUUGGAUGACCUGUUACAGAAACCAAAAAUAAUCUCCAAGAGGCCCAUCAUGGCCUGGUUUAAAGAAAUCAAUAAGAAUAACCACAGUACCCACAUGCAGAGCAAAACUGAGAAGGAGCCCUAUACACCACCAGCCAGGAGUCCUGACUCCAAAAUCCAGGUGUGGAGCUCAAGCCACAAAAAAGGGGGUGCUAUGCCCAGUAGCCCUCCUCUGCUGAAAGUCAGUCUUGAGAAUAAGGACUCACCUAAAAAAGGAUCAGUGGAAGCACUCUUGAGUAACUGUCAGAAAGCCAAGGGUGGCCCAAAGCUAAAGAGACUCAGCAUCAAAAGUAAAAGCAAAAUUGGCUGCGAGGGGCCUGCUUCAGGCUCUGCUAAGGCCGCCGGGGGAGAUCACAGGAAGUCCUUAGUUUCACCCCAGACCUCCCACAGGAUGCUUCCUAAAGGAGCAUCCCACCAGCUACACACAGCUGACCAUGAGGAACCUGACAGAGACGCCACAGACACCCCCAAGGUUCCCCAGGACAUGCUGGAGAGCAGGCCCGCACUGGCCACCUCUGGUGCGCUAAGGUCCUCAGCAUCAGACACUAGCCUCCGAUCCGUCCCUUCGCUCCUGGCCUCCCCCAGGGCCCUUCCUGAGCAGGGCACAUGUAGUAGGUUCCAUGCCGCGGUCCACUCAGCAGCCAGCAGAGGCUGUUGUGCUGCUCUCCGAUCCCCUCGGGGUGCCAGUGCUGAGCCUGGGCCCAUGAGCCCCACAGCCUCAGGGCCCAGUGUGUCCUCAGCAGGGAUCAGACAGGGAGAGCAGCACACGUGCAGCCCAACAGGCUCGCCAUCAGAGGACCAACCUGGGGGCAGUGGUGAAAAAGGCAAUAGGAGACUUGCCAGUGACCCCCCAGAAAGGACAACCCAGCUGAAAAUAGCUGAGAUUUCUUCUGACAGAAUGCCAAAGACUGCACAUGGUGACAAACCAGCUGCAAGUGACAGACAGGGGGGGAUCUCGGCCCAGAGCCACUGUCAGGAGAAGAGUGAAAUAAGAUCCCACCAGGCAGUGGAACUGUCCCCAAAUCAUGCAUCGCCAAUCAUGUCUCACGCCUCCCCUGCAGAGCAGGAAAUGCAGCGAUCUGUCUGUGUCGCCAAACUGGCUUCCUCCUCUUCCCCUCAACCGCCUCCUAAGAAAGCAGCUUCCCCCCAGGGAGGACCAAGCCGAAUAUCAAACUCCCUAGCAGUGCCCGGGAACGGGACCCCAGUGGGCCCUCUGGGGGAGGACACACCCUACUUCACACCACGGCCGGCCACCAGGACCUACUCCAUGCCAGCCCAGUUCUCAAGCCACUUCGGACGGGAGGGUCUUGCCCCACACAGCCCGGAUCGCCCUCCUCGGGACAGCCAGGUCCCUGUGAAGAGCAGUGGUCACCCACUGGAGGCAAAGGCAUCCGCAGGUGGUGUUGGGGGCCUGCCUAAUGGACAGGGUUUAUACAGUGUAAAGCCUCUGGUGGAAACAUCAAGGAGCCUCCAAACAACGGGUGAAGGAGACAUCGUCUCAGUCCAGGAGGCCAGCUGCCUCACCUCGGACAAAGUCAGAGUCACCAGAAGGCACUACUACUAUGAGCAGAACUGGCCCCUCGAAUCUACCUCAUUCUUUUCUGUGAAGCAAAGGAUCAAGUCCUUUGAGAACCUGGCCAAUUCCGAUCGGCCCACAGCUAAGGCUGGGGGGUCCCCAUUUUUGUCUGUGAGCACCAAGCCUCCGGUGAGCAGGCGGUCUUCUGGAAGCAUCACCUCUGGGAGCCUCUGCCAUGCCAGUGACGCCGCAGCGAGGUCCCUGAGGCGCAGCUUGAGCUCCUGCAGUGAAAGCCAGAGUGAAGCCAGUGCCCUCCUCCCGCAAAUGACCAAGUCCCCGUCGAGCACAAUGCUGGUCGUUUCUCGGCAGAACCCACUGGAGACCAUCGGCAAGGGUCUCAAUUCAAACCAAAAGAAGUCCCUGGUUCCUGUGGGGAUUCCUGCCCCCACAGUGACCCCACCCUCUCCCUCCAGGAAGAGUAAGUCCUCCGUGCGCCACACACAGCCCUCACCUGUGUCGCGCUCUAAGCUGCAGGAGCUGAGAGCCCUGAGCAUGCCGGAUCUGGACAAGCUCUGUGGCGGCGAGGAUUACCCUGCGGGGCCCACUGCUGUCAUCUUCAAAACCCAGUUGGAGAUUGUCCCCAGGAGGUCAUGCAGUGGCCCCCUGGAAGGAGCCCUUCCGCCCAGCGAGCCUGCAGCACCCAGAGCAGCCAGCGAAGGGCGAGGGCCGGGCCAGGGCCUGCCUUUGGGGAGGAGCUGGUCAAUUAAUUUGGAUCAACUCCUCGUCUCAGCCGAGGACCAGCAGAGAUUACAGGCCGUGCUGGAGUCAGUGGGGUCGAGAUCGACCAUUCCAGCUCUGCUUCAGGAAGCGAAAGCACAAUCUGAGAAUAAAGAAGAUAUUUGCUUUGUAGUGUUGAAUAAAAAAGAAGGCUCAGGUCUUGGAUUCAGCGUGGUAGGAGGGCUCGAUGUGGACCUGAAAUCAGUCAUGAUCCACAGGGUGUUUUCUCAGGGGAUGGCUUCUCAGGAAGGGACUAUGAGCCGAGGGGACCUUCUUCUCUCUGUCAACGGUGCCUCGCUGGCCAGCUUGGCCCAGGGCGAUGUCCUAAAGGUUCUGCAUCAGGCACAGCUGCACAAGCAGGUUCUGGUGGUCAUCAAGAAGGGGAACAACCAGAUCAGGCACUCCGUCAGGCAGGAGUUUCGCGCGGCCAAUGGGAAGGGUUCACUGACCAAAAACGCCACCUCGCCGGAGCCUGGAACUGGGCGGGGCGGAGCUGCUCUGUGCGUGGAAGUGCUGAAGACCUCAGCUGGGCUGGGACUGAGUCUGGAUGGAGGCCACUCGUCGGUGUCUGGAGACGGACCCCUGCUCAUCAAAAGGGUCUACAAAGCAGGUGGUGCAGCAGAGCAAGCUGGAACAAUAGAAGCUGGAGAUGAAAUUCUUGCUAUUAAUGGGAAACCCCUGGUUGGGCUCAUGCACUUCGAUGCCUGGAAUAUUCUCAAGUCUGUUCCAGAAGGACCUGUGCAGUUGGUAAUUAGAAAGCAUAGGAAUUCAUCAUGAAUUUUAACAAAUACCUUUCCUCAGUUCUCAUAUUUUAGCAAAUCAAAAUGACUUAAAUGACGGGCUGAGACAACAAUGGGAGAGACCAGGAUACAAAACUUCCCAACUUUGUCCUUACACACGAAGUCUGACCUGUUGUGUUGCCCCAACAACGAAGGUAAACUCCAGAAGCUGUUCACCUGGAUUACCAGGCUGGGGGUGUUUUGUUCCAGUGCCUAUCUGUCCCCUCCUCUUACGUUGGCGGGGGAUACACAAGGUGACAUGCCCUUCUUUAUCUGACACACCUAGCUACACCUCCACAUCGCCUUCGCCCCAUCAUCUCCCAGCAUAUAAUCCUGAGUAGGGAGGGACCCGAGGGGUGACACGUGUCACAGCUAAGACUAUAGUUUAAUAUAAUUUUGUAAGUAAAUGAUACAGUGCUCUUAGGCACAUGUGAUGGAAAGAGGAGCUAUAGCUAGGUAGAUAUUACCCUGAAAAGAAAAUGAAUAAUGACCUAGUAAGUAGGCUGAGCUCAGGAAUUAUCCCAGGAAUUAACUGAAAAAGCAAAAUACAGAAAGUAUUUUAAUGAGUGUACUGUACAAUGUAUGGAUGCAGAGUUCAACUCAAUGAGUUGACUAUGAAGUACUGAUCAUUUUCUACUUCUGCAAGUUUAAGUCAUACAGCUGUUUUACAGAGUAACAGUCCCGUGAAACGAUACUACAAGAGCUGCGAACUUCGCUGCUGGACGGAGCAGGAAGUUCCAGAUCUGCAAGCACUUUGCAUCUAGCUUCAAACUGGUCUUGAGGAAGUGCUAGAAUUCAAGACUAGUCUCUCCCAAAAGCAGGCAAAAUUUUCAGUCACCAAUUUCUACAUUUUAUGCACUCCACUUACUCACUGAAAUUUCAGCAAUCAACUAUCUUUUUAGUGCCCUUAGAUUCAGAGACGUGGGCUAUUUAAAAUCCAAAUUGAAAUGUUUGACUUUAGCCUGGGAGACCUGUCUGCGUUUUCCCCUCUUCCCAAUACACUUGAGUAAUGGAUCUCUUUUCUUUGAUCUGGUACAAUGACAAAGCUCUGCGGUGACUGAAAGUUUCUUUUCCUGUUUUGCAAAUUCUUCCUUUUGCCAAAACUUUUCCUGAAGACUAUUGUGACUCAUGCUGCUUGUCAGACUCCCCUGGCUGCCAUUAGCUUCUUUGAAGUGGCCGUCCCUUCACUUUUCUCCCCUCCCGCUCUACCUUAUUUUCCUAAAUUCCAAAGCCUCACAAGCUUGGUUUACCAAAAGAACAAGGAAGAAAAAUGGAAAAACAGGGUGAGUCAAGGUAAAAGAUCAUGCAAUAGUUACAAUCCAAAUCCUCGGGUGGCGCAGGCCAGCCCGUUGAAUCCUAGGAAUACGGGUGGAGAUUGCAUUUGUCAUACCUGAACACAUGAUGCUGAAAUUUUAUGUUGGCGAUUUCUUUACAUAACUUACAGCUACGUCUAUAACUACAAGCCUUGGACCGCAGAAAUACAUGAGCUAUCACCUUUGUACAUCAUUUUUCUGAGUGACCUACCCUGCUCCCUGCUAAAUACCUAUGGAGCUAGCCCAGAGAGGUCCCUCGGAUGGGAGUGACGUAUCUGGCCCGAGCCCAGAUUUCUCAUUUUUCAACAGCUUAUACAGAGGAAUAUGUAUUACAGGAGUUAGCUAGAAAACCUGAUCGAUUUAGCUUCUACUUUUCAUUGCAGUUACAGGUAGGAUACUAUAGGAAGUCAGUGCAAGGUGCAUGCUUGAUUGUUUUUUUAAGUCUCUGGGGUCAGUUUUAUGGUUUCUGCUUUCUUGCCUAAAUGAUGAGAUUUGAAGUCAACACUGAAAACCAAUUUGUCCUCCAUUCUUAAGUUAUGUCGAUAAGGAAUUCAUAGUCAUAUGUGAUCAGACAGGAAUUUCUGGAGCAAAAUGGAGCCACGUGGCAGGUCCUGAGUCCCUAAUCCUCAUGUCUGAAGGGUACAGGGGAACUUCUGGUCUUGCCAGAAGGGUUCCCCUGCCAACAGGAGGAAUGAGACAAGAAGCAAAAACUAAGCUGUCUUUGACCCUGAGAUAGAGAGCUAUUUAUUUGUCUUCGGUGUUCAAGGCAUGACUAGUAUUUCUAAUUAGUCUAAUAAAUUCCCACACUUCCUGAAGUGAACACUAAUGGUAUUGUCCUACUAAAACUCCCAUUGUUUGUUUUUUGUUUUAAUCUGGUCAGUCAUCCACAGUGAGCUAUGAGGGUAAAUAUGUGUUUAACAUGUAAAUCGUAGUUGCAAGAAUGUACCAUGAAGGCUGAGGAGCCUGGGUUUUCGUUUCCAACAUCCCACACGCGUCUCGUUGAAUUGUACGGUUGAUCUAACUGGCACCACACAUGUUGUAUGAUAUUAUACAUUAUCCUUUAUUUAUGUAAAAUAAAAUGCCUUAUAUAUUAAAGAGUAAGUGCAAUAAUAUGAAAUAGCCUGUACAUUUUAAAAUGUUGUCACCAAGUUAUGUAAAUCCACAUGUGUAAACAACUUUUUUAAGUA